GGGGCCGGGCCGGGCGCUGCGGGCUCCGGGCGGCGCCAUGAAGGACUGCGAGUACCGGCAGAUCCCGCCCGGUGCCGCCGCUCCGGGCCCCGCCGCUUCCCCGCCGCCCGCUGCUCCGGAGCGCCCCGGCGAGACCCCGCGACCCCGGCGGAAAUGGGAGGUGUUCCCGGGCCGCAACCGCUUCUACUGCGGCGGCCGCCUGAUGCUGGCGGGGCACAGCGGCGUCUUCGCCCUCACGCUCGGUCUCAUCCUGGUUACCAGCGGCCUCUUCUUCGCCUUCGACUGCCCCUUCCUUGCCCGUCACCUGACCCUGGCCAUCCCCAUCAUCGCAGCUGUCCUCCUCUUCUUUGUCAUCAGCUGCCUCCUCCAGACGAGCUGCAGGGACCCCGGGAUCCUGCCCAGAGCCACCCCCAGUGAGGCUGCGGACCUGGAGAAGCGCAUUGAUGCCAUGGGGACCUCCACCUACCGCCUGCCAGCCCGCACGAUGGAAGUGGUCAUCAACAAGUACGUGGUGAAGCUCAAGUACUGCUACACCUGCAAAAUGUUCCGUCCCCCGCGGACCUCUCACUGCAGCGUCUGCGACAACUGCGUUGAGAGGUUUGAUCACCACUGCCCCUGGGUGGGCAACUGCGUGGGGAAGCGCAACUACCGCUACUUCUACGCCUUCAUCCUCUCCCUCUCCUUCCUGACGGCCUUCAUCUUCGCGUGCGUCAUCACCCACCUCACUCUGCGCUCUCAGAGAGACGGAUUCCUCGCCACACUGAAGACAACACCUGCAAGUGUGCUGGAGCUGGUGAUUUGUUUUUUCUCAGUCUGGUCUAUUUUGGGCCUCUCAGGUUUUCACACUUACUUAGUCGCCUCAAACCUGACCACAAAUGAAGACAUCAAAGGGUCCUGGUCAAAUAAGAGGGGCUCAGAGUUUGCCAAUCCUUACAGCCAUAAAAGUAUCCUCACAAACUGCUGCGCGGUGCUGUGCGGACCAUUCCAUCCCAGUUUGAUAGACAGAAGAGGGUUCAUCCAGCCAGACGUGGGGACCCCGGCCAGUCCGAAGAGCGAAAUCCCUUCCUUGGGAGCCAAACCUGACACCAGCAUGGUAGGAGGCGUGCCGUAGCGGUGCCGGGAUGUAGCCCAGUGCCCGCGGCGCCUGCACCUAGCUCCAGCAGUACCUUCCCUUCUCACCAUCUCCCCGGCCUCAGGCGGGACAGCCUUGCGAUGCAGAGCUGCCAAAGACUCAGUCGAGCCACACGUUGCCUUUUUUUUUUUAUUAUUAUUUAUUUAUUAUUUUUGUUUCGUUCUUUCACUGUGAUGCAACCUGCCUGGACUUCCGACUGAUGCAGGACCCCAGGGCUGGUUGGUGCCAGGAAGCAGGGAUCUCUCCUGCACCUGGGAAGCAAAACAGGUCUGGGGAGUGCCCUGAGCCUGGAGCAUCGCUCUGGGGAGUCGCUGCGUGCCCUGCGUGGGGCGGUGAGGGGCUGAGGAUGGGGCAUGGGGCUGAGGAUGGGGCUCAGAGCUGUGCUGCUGAGCCUCGUCUUGUGGGCUGGUGCAGGUGGAAGCUCCCUGGUGCCCCUGCUGUUUCCAUGAACGUUUCUUGCUCCUCCGUGCCAGUGCAGGGGGGUUGUUGUGUGUCUUAGUGGCCAGGGAUUCAGCUCGGCCCGCUGCCAGAGCGGCUUUUCUUUUCCAGCAGCUGCCGUGCCUUGCUCAGUCGUGGCUGUGCAGCCGUGGGAGCUGGCUGGGUGUCCCAGCUGCCACUGGUCACUGGGGAAGCGCUGGGGAAAUCUUGGUGUAUUGGCUAUGGUAGUCAGUAAGACAAAGCUUUGCAGCAAGGGCACAAGUUAGGAGGACCCUCACUGUGAGGAGGAAGAAACCUGUACCGUCCUGCAGCUCUCCUUGUGAGAAGCUCCAGCUGUGAGAUUUGGGAUCCCUAACUUGCCAGGGAAGCCCGUCGGGGUCUGGCCUGUAGGAGAAUGGAAGGCUGCAGGAAAGUGGCGACUUCCCAAGGGCCGUGCCUGUCCCAGGUGGUCACACAGAGGGAGCAGCAAGCGGGUUCUGAUCUCUGACAGCCUCACAUCAUGCUCUUGCUUUGGGUUUCAGGCCAGCAGAGAGCUCAAGGGUGAUCCCUGUGUGCCUUGAUGCGUUAUUCCCAGCCCACAGAGACGUGGGUGAGCCAGGCUGGGCUCCCAGCUCUGCAGGUUGCUGACAGGAGCAGUAGAGGAAGAGUCACAGGCCUUGUUAGCAAUACUUGAAUUGUGUUACUAAAAGCUGCUGGAUAAUUUUGCACAAUUUGUAGAUUUUUUUUUUCUAUGUAAUGUUUUUAUAUUCGACGUAGAUAGCGUUGUGCAUGUUAGCACCAGGGCGGAAGCUUGCAGGGCUUUGUGUCAAGCUGCCUGGUUGGGUUUCCUUUGGGAGUUGCAGGCAGGGGUUUCAGCCUGGGGCAGGGGCAACCUGUCCUUGCUGAGUUAGCCAGGGCCGUGCUGCAUGCAGCAGGUGACUGAGCCAGCCCACGUGGAGGGCUGCCAGCUUGCUGUGGCCACCAGCUUGCCCUUCCCCUCUGCAAAGAGCCCCAGGGGCUCAGGGACAUGGCAGCUGCUCCGUUUCUGCUGCAUCAUCCCAGCAGAUGGCCCUCGCCGAGCGCUGCGGGAGCAGUGUGGCUCCGUGCCAUCCCAUGGGCCACGUGCUUCAGCCUAGAAGCCUAAAAGCCACCUUGGCAUCUGGAGAGGCCGCUGUGCCCUUGUGUCCCCACUGCUGCACAGCUGUCCCGGGGGCUCGUCCCUGCUGGCAAGGGCUGAGCAGGGGGGCCUGGAGCCGGGAGAGCGGUGUGCGGGGCGUCAGCGGGGCCCAGGCUCCUUCCUGUUCUUAUUUAAACCGGUUUCCUUGAUUACUCGUUGUAAUAAAAUUAUAUUUUUAAAGAGUUAA
Numida meleagris (helmeted guineafowl) is the source of this 2913-nucleotide messenger RNA. It is a transcript of the gene ZDHHC18, whose product is annotated as zinc finger DHHC-type containing 18. The coding region runs from base 38 to 1111 and encodes 357 amino acids. Gene Ontology annotation, cellular component: Golgi apparatus; endoplasmic reticulum. Gene Ontology annotation, molecular function: protein-cysteine S-palmitoyltransferase activity. Lineage: Eukaryota; Metazoa; Chordata; Aves; Galliformes; Numididae. The record is from RefSeq and is a predicted model, not a curated record. The transcript is spliced from 8 exons. Gene Ontology annotation, biological process: protein targeting to membrane; peptidyl-L-cysteine S-palmitoylation.